Molecule: messenger RNA, 2401 nt
Organism: Folsomia candida
Lineage: Eukaryota; Metazoa; Arthropoda; Collembola; Entomobryomorpha; Isotomidae
Product: ABC transporter G family member 23
Exons: 13
Coding region: 127-2313 (728 amino acids)
Cellular component (GO): membrane
Molecular function (GO): ABC-type transporter activity; ATP binding; ATP hydrolysis activity
Source: RefSeq, a predicted model, not a curated record
AUCAAAUUACAUACAUCAAACGUUACAUUUUAAAAAUAUUAUUGCGUGAUUUUUGAAGAACAGCACGACAUAAUUAAAUCUCCUCACCCUACAAGUAUAUUAUAAGUAGACACAAAAUAUUUUACCAUGACAGCCAUAUCCGUUGAGGAUGAUUUUUCUGUAUUGAAAAUAAUUUCUGCGACAAAAUACUUUUCGCCAGGUGUUUCAGUUCUACAAGACGUUAAUCUCUCUGUGGAAAAAGGGAUGAUAUACGCUCUACUGGGUCAAAGUGGCUGUGGGAAAACAACUCUGCUGUCAUGCAUUGUUGGACUGCAAAAGCUGUGCUCUGGAAACAUUGAAAUUUUUGGGAGAGAUAUUUCCCACUACAGAAAUGGGGUUCCGGGAUCUGCUGUUGGAUUUAUGCCGCAGGAAAUUGCACUGUACGAAUCGUUCACAAUUUUGGAAAUAUUCUCAUAUUACGGUUUACUGCAUUCAUUAUCGGAGGACGGGAUACGAUCUAAAUUAGAGGAGCUUCAAAUCUUAUUAAACCUGCCGAAUUUUGAUAAAUAUGUGAAUGAAAUGAGUGGUGGAGAACGUCGUCGAGUUUCACUAGGAGUUGCAUUAUUGCAUGACCCUAAACUUCUCAUUUUGGACGAACCGACGGUCGGCAUCGAUCCGCUUUUACGUCAGAAGAUUUGGACUUACAUCACAAAUCUGGUUAAAACUCAGCAAACAACUCUGUUAAUAACUACACAUUACGUAGAGGAAACAACGCAAUGCGACAAAAUAGGUUAUUUAAGGGAUGGAACCAUCUUGGUGGAAGAUUCUCCGCAAAAUUUACUAAAGACUUACAAAGUUACAUUGUUGGACGAGGCUAUGCUUAAGGUGUGCAAACUAGAAGGACACAGGCAACAGAAAGAAAUUCCCACGUCCAAGAUUAAUUUCGGAAGAUCACAACGCCCCCGAUAUAACGUUGAACUUACAGCCUUCCGUAAAUUAGGGAAUGAUGCAGUGUCAAGAAGCUAUCAAAAUUCUGUCCCUGAAAAGUUGGGAGACAAUUUACAAGACACGACUUGUAUUAACUGGAAUUUGAUGAGGAAUGAGUUUAAGAACUUGAAAGCGCUUACAAAGCGCAACUGGAUUAUUUACAUACGUUUCAAAAUGUUGUUUGUGAUUCAAAUAUUUACACUUCUAAUGGGCUGUUUUCUCGCCAUCCAUGUAAUGGGAAAUGAUCCUGUCGGACUUAAACUAGGCGUUGUGAAUUAUAAUCCACAGUGUCAAAAUGGUGGAAAAUCUUUCAGUGAAAAUCUCAACCGUAGUGGUUUGGGAUUUCAUGAUGACCUUGACAAAUACAAUUUUGGCUGCGAAUUAUUCGACAAUCUUGGUGGAGAUGAAGCGACUAUGAAUUUGGUUUACAAGGACACAGUACAGGACGCAUUAGAAGCUCUGAAGAAGGGCCACAUUAUCGGAUAUAUAGUGAUUCCACGGAAUUAUUCGGACCAUUUGAAACAUAGGAUUUUGUUUAGUAUGCACGCUGACAAUGUAACCAUUACAGGCUCUACUAUUUCGGCUCGAUUGGACAAUUCAAAUUAUCUCGUUUCUUAUUUUGCGAGACAGUAUAUUUCUUCAAAUAUGCUCCAAUUUAUGGAAAAUCUAGCCAAAAAGUAUGACGUUGACAAAGGCAGAGUAACCCUUCCGCUUCAAUUUCAUGCAGUCCAUGGUUCGUUAACAGACACGUGGAAUGCUUUCCUAGCCCCGAUGUAUCUCUUUAUUGUGUGGGCUUCAGCCUGCUCGUUGUGUUCCUUAUUUCACAGUCAAGACAAGACUCAAACAAGCCUCUCUCGAACCCUUGUCACCGGCGUGGACUAUCGCACCAUCAUUUUCUCCUACUUUGUCGUCGACUUUUUUAUAAUGCUCCCUCAAAUUUUCGUCAUGUUCAUGUGCUUCUGGUGGGACCGUGGAGAUAAAAUCAAGGGCAGCUGGGCCAUGAUUUUCCUAAUUUUUUACAUCGUUCGAGUAAAUAUCACUUCGUUAACUCUGUUACUUGCCGAGAGCUCAAAAAAUUUCCUUAAUGCUCUAUUUUGUGUCUUGGCUAUAUUUUGGAUGAGCAUUUACGCCUCAGAUACCAUCUGGCCCAUUGAAACGGUGACAUGGUGGUACCGACCGUUCUGUUAUUGUCUUCCUCUAACAAACCCGAUCGGUAUGCUGAGAAGCGUUUUGACAAGGGGCUGGGGAAUAACACAUCCAGCCGUGUUUUGUUAUGGGGUCACCAUCCCACUUGCUGUUUCUAUACUUGCAUUUUUAGUAACUGUAAGGAUUGGGAGUAAGCGAUAAUUACUUGUGCAUACAGGGUCCGCAAAAAUUAUAGCAAGGACUUUUCCACUAAUAAAACAUUUUAAUAUGUAUAAAUUGUAAAACAAUA